AUGUGGAAAAAGAACCACAAAAGGAGCAUUAAUGACGCCGUGUCAAAGAACAUCACCUUGGUUUUGGAGAAUUUGCUUAAGAAUUACGAAAAUUCACAACUCCCUACUCAUGGAAAAGGCUAUCCAACGGUCGUUCAAACGAACAUCUUAAUCAGAAGUAUGGGUCCUGUGUCCGAACUAGACAUGGAUUACUCAAUGGAUUGUUACUUUAGGCAGUAUUGGCGCGACACGCGUCUGUCGUUUCUCGGCCCAAUUCGCUCCCUCUCCUUGUCCAUCAAAAUGUUGGAGAGAAUAUGGCGCCCCGACACGUACUUCUACAAUGGAAAGCACUCCUAUGUUCACACUAUUACGGUACCCAACAAACUAUUGCGUAUCAGUCAACAUGGUGAUAUAUUGUAUUCUAUGAGAUUGACGAUUAAAGCGAAAUGUCCGAUGGAGUUGCGCAAUUUUCCAAUGGAUAGACAGUCUUGUCCCCUCAUACUCGGGAGCUACGCAUACUCCAACCAACAAUUGGUGUACCAAUGGCAGAAUUCGCAGAGCGUAAAUUUCGUACCCGGCAUGACGCUUUCGCAGUUCGAUCUCAUUAGUUUUCCUUAUCGGAAUUUUACGUUUACAAGAAGAGAAGGUGAUUUCUCCGUACUCCAAGUAUCGUUCAAUCUUAAGCGCCAUACAGGUUAUUUCCUAAUUCAAGUGUAUGUUCCCUGCAUUCUAAUAGUAGUGCUAUCUUGGGUUUCGUUUUGGAUUCAUCGCGAGGCUACUUCCGAUCGUGUCGGUUUGGGAAUAACAACAGUUUUGACUCUAUCAACAAUCAGUUUAGAUUCAAGGACCGAUUUGCCCAAAGUGCGCUAUGCCACUGCUCUUGACUGGUUUUUACUUAUGAGCUUCUUUUACUGCAUUGCCACUUUGCUUGAAUUUGCUGGAGUACACUAUUUCACCAAGGUUGGGUCGGGUGAAAUAGUUAUUGACGACUCAGAGUGGGAGGAACUUAUCGAAGAAGUAGGAGGUGACGCGUUCGCUGCUAGACAACUAGCCGCAAGAAGACGGAGCUCAUCUCGGUCCGUCACGAACUUCACCUCGCCGUCACAAGGCAACUGUGCUAGCGACGCUGAUGGCUUACCACCGCCGCCGGAACAGACAUCCGUCCGCCUAACUAUGGAGCGUACCACGCAGACUGAAAGAAGGGUGCCUCGCUGGAGACAGCUUUUGUACUGUCUAGCGGGCGAUGACCGCUACCGAAGGCAGCGACAAUUAGAGGCCGGCAAACGUGGCCACAUCAACAGCGUAUCACACAUCGAUAAAGCCGCUCGCAUUCUAUUUCCCGCUUCGUUUGCACUACUGAACCUCUUCUACUGGAUGAUAUACGCCUUGUCCAGCGAUGACUUCGCAUGGAGCGAUAAUCCCAUGAACACACUAUCUCAU
Molecule: messenger RNA, 1419 nt
Organism: Iphiclides podalirius (scarce swallowtail)
Lineage: Eukaryota; Metazoa; Arthropoda; Insecta; Lepidoptera; Papilionidae
Source: the annotation of a GenBank genome assembly